UUGUGACGGAGAUUUCAUGCGACGACCAACUUAAACCAUUGCUUAAAAACGGCAUUUUUAUUUUCGCUAAUAAACUUGUUUAUUUGUAUCUGGUUGAAUUAUUAUUUUCUUCCUUACCGAAAUCCCCAUAUCCUCUUUGAAAGUCCGUUUUCGUUUUAUUUCACAUCACAAACCCUAGGUGGCAGUUGUCAUGCGCGCGACUAACUUCGUGAUCUGCUGAAGAAGAAGCUCGUGCGUCUGUAAGGUUGUGGUGUGGAGUAGCUGCUAAAAACCUUUAAUUUUUUUUUUAUUAUUAUAUAAUCGAACUGAUUAAAUCCAGGAAUUUGGAAAGAAACGUGAGCAACCACAGUUAUGUACCACAACAGCUCCCAGAAGAAGUACUGGACUUUCAAUAAAGAGGCCAACUUGGAAGAUUUAAGACUGGAGGCUAAUCAGAAGUUUCGAUCAAAAGCACUAAGCCCCCGAAAGCCUGGAAUAAGUGAGUCCAUGUUUCUCGAUCCCCAUGAAGAGAAAGUGCUCUUUAGACACUAUGAGAAGAGGCUGCUUGACUUCUGCACAUUCUUCAAACCUGCGAUGCCAAAAACUGUAGUGGGCUCAGCUUGUAUGUAUUUCCGAAGAUUUUAUUUAAACAACUCCUUAAUGGAUUAUCACCCAAGGAUAAUAAUGUUGACGUGUGCAUACCUGUCCUGUAAGGUGGACGAGUUUAAUGUUUCCAGCACGCAGUUUGUGGGGAAUCUUCAGGAAAAUCCAGCAAGUCAGGAGCGAGCUCUGGAGCAGAUCCUGGAGUACGAGCUGCUCCUCAUCCAGCAGCUGAACUUUCACCUGGUGAUACACAACCCCUAUCGGCCGCUCGAGGGCUUUUUGAUCGACAUGAAAACACGGUAUCCCAUGUUGGAGAAUCCAGAGAUGUUAAGAAAAAGUGCAGAGGACUUCCUGAACAGAGCAGCAAUGACCGACGCUGGCCUUUUGUUCUCUCCGUCCCAGAUCGCCCUCACCGCUGUCCUGAACAGUGCAGCACGAGCAGGUCUCAGCAUGGAAACGUAUCUAACUGAAUGCAUGGGGCUGAAAGAUGACAAGGAGACACUUUCCAAGAUGUACGAAGCAAUGAGGCGAAUCACUACCCUCCUCAAGGAAUACGAGCUUCCCAAAUCCGAAGAAGUGAAUUCGUGCAAACAAAAACUGGAAAGGAUUCACGCAGAGUUCAGCACCAAUACGAAUCUGAAAAGGAAGCAUGGCUAUGAAGAUGAUGACCACGUCGUGAAAAAGCCCCUCGUUACUGAAGAGGAGUGGACAGAUGAAGACCUGGAUGUUUUGUAACACAAAUGAUCCAUCUUGUUUUAUUAAUAGAUCCUUAUUCACUUAGCGCCAUGGUCAUGGUGAAAGGAAGGUGGUGAAGCUGGUGCUUUCGGCUUUGGCCCUCAGACCACUACUUUUGUACCGUUUUGUAAAUACCUAGGCAAUAUUUGCCUGCUCUGCUAUACUUUUUGCUACAAAUAAAAUACUAUGACUGAAA
Messenger RNA from Clarias gariepinus (North African catfish), 1513 nucleotides. It is a transcript of the gene ccnh, whose product is annotated as cyclin H. Gene Ontology annotation, cellular component: nucleus; transcription factor TFIIK complex. The transcript is spliced from 10 exons. Gene Ontology annotation, biological process: regulation of cyclin-dependent protein serine/threonine kinase activity; regulation of transcription by RNA polymerase II; DNA-templated transcription. Bases 352 to 1317 code for a protein of 321 amino acids. Gene Ontology annotation, molecular function: cyclin-dependent protein serine/threonine kinase regulator activity. NCBI's taxonomy places the organism in Eukaryota, Metazoa, Chordata, Actinopteri, Siluriformes, Clariidae. The record is from RefSeq and is a predicted model, not a curated record.